CUACCGUAUACCUCAUAAUCUCAUGGAGGUUAACUCUGGUCUUAUCGAAAGCCGGCGCGUGGCUCAGGCUUGCGAGUCUUGCAAAAAAGGCAAGCGAAAGUGCGAUGGAGCGCAACCCGCAUGUAGUCUCUGUUUGAGACUCGACAGAGAGUGCUACUACUCUGAACGACCAGCACGGAGGAAACGUAUCUUUGUCGACAAGGAAUAUGUGGAGUCUCUCGUACGUGAAAAUACAGAAUUGAGAGUAAAGAUCGAUGCCUUGACAGCAGCAACUUCUGCGCGACACGGUGGUAGGGCAACUGCUGCAGUCCCUGAAGGUCCCGAUCGAGGAGGCAUGGACGAGGUAGCUACAGACACCGCAUCCAGUACAUGGGACAAAGUAGCAGAAGAUGCUCCGACGUCUUCUGCUCUGGGUACACAAUCGGCUAUUGAUGAACUUACAUGCAUGACAUGGAAACUCACAAUCGGGACGAAAGGAGAGCCAUCUUUCCUAGGCCCUUCAGGCGGGAUUAGCUUCCCCGGACUCACCGUUGAUGCCCCUUUGGCAAGAGAGCCGGAUUUAUCCCACACCAGCUGUGAGACUGAACCCACGCUGUGCGAUUUCACCGAUGACGCCGUCGAGGAUCAAUUGAUUGAGUACUUCAUGCAACACGUUGCGUCGUACUACGGGUUUCUCGACCCCCGAGAGCUACGGCAGAUGGGAAACCUCUGCAACGAGGAAGACAUUCAAUUCUACCGCCACGCGGCCUGUAUAGCGGGAUCAUGUUACAGUCCGGUUGCCGAAGGACAGGCGAUUGGAAAUAAACUAGCAGACUUGGCCCAGCGUGCCGCUGUCGUGCAGUGCGCGUCUCGCCCACGGGAGCUCACCGUCCUCAGCUUGUCGGUGCUGGCAUGGCGGGAGCUCAGUUUAGGCCAGGAGAAUAUGGGGUGGAUGUAUAUCUUUCACUUGGGUCUCCACGUACUGUUCCUUGCUGAACCAAGCGAUAACCGUCGCGUGACGGAGUCUUUCACCCGGAGACCGAUCAGCCUAAAAGUCUUUUGGUCUUAUUUCCUUGUCGAACGAAUGGCGACUACAGACCUAGGGAGACACUGCAACCUUGCGUGGGGGCGGGUGGGAUCGCCGGUGUACAGUGGCUUUCUGCGUGACAACGCCUCAAUCGAGGAGAUUGCUUUUGCCUAUCAGUGCGAACUUUGGCAUCUCCAUGAUAUCCAUAUGGAUCAAAUAUACACUUUUCAACCCCAGGAAAAUAAUGCUUCUCGCAGAUCCCAACUGCUUGCAAACGCUCACGCGGCUCUCAUCUCUUUCUAUGAUCGUCUUGAUGCAAGACUGCAUCUGCCGCUAGCGGGGCCCGAGAAUUCCUCCUUCCCCUCCCGCAGUGUGAUUUAUCUGCACAUGUCUUACUAUAACUCGAGCCUGCUGAUUCACCGUCCGUUCCUUCGACAAGCUGACGAAGAACAACAAGAAGUGCGAGGCCAAGAAAGUAUCAAUGCGCAAAUGGCCACCCAGAGCGUACGAGAGCCCGCCAAGGCUUUCGCUCAGUUGGUUCGCUUGCACCAUCGGCGGAUCGGAGAUUUCAGACAGGCCCCGCCAUUUCUCAUACAGCAUUUGCUCACCGCAGGAAUCAUGUUCCUCUCACAGGCCACGGCGGCUGUGAAGCAGGGGGCGGGACGCAGACCUUGCAACGACCUUAAAGAAUGUUUAGUAGCGUUGGAAGAGAUGCAGGAGAGCUGGCCGCUCAAGGCACACCGGGCGAUGGAUGCUCUCCGGCAGAUUGCGUAUCGGUGGUCAGUGGUUUGGGCGCUGCCUAUGCAUCUGAG
Messenger RNA from Aspergillus japonicus CBS 114.51, 1818 nucleotides. RefSeq lists its product as uncharacterized. The transcript is spliced from 6 exons. Lineage: Eukaryota; Fungi; Ascomycota; Eurotiomycetes; Eurotiales; Aspergillaceae. The record is from RefSeq and is a predicted model, not a curated record. Gene Ontology annotation, molecular function: zinc ion binding; DNA-binding transcription factor activity, RNA polymerase II-specific. Gene Ontology annotation, biological process: regulation of DNA-templated transcription. The annotation marks the transcript as partial.